This is a messenger RNA of Rhodofomes roseus, 1437 nucleotides long. Its product is annotated as GRASP55/65 PDZ-like domain-containing protein. Gene Ontology annotation, cellular component: Golgi apparatus. Lineage: Eukaryota; Fungi; Basidiomycota; Agaricomycetes; Polyporales; Fomitopsidaceae. Gene Ontology annotation, molecular function: protein binding. The transcript is spliced from 5 exons. The record is from RefSeq and is a predicted model, not a curated record. The coding region runs from base 1 to 1437 and encodes 478 amino acids. Gene Ontology annotation, biological process: Golgi organization.
AUGGGCGCAGGCCAGUCUACCGCCCCGAAUUCUUCACAGACACCCCCGCGUGCCCUGCAUGUCCUACGCGUCACACCAUCCUCGCCAGCCUCGCAGACGAACAUCGAGCCAUUCUUUGACUUCGUAGUUGGAUUCCAAGGCGAUGACUUCUCCUCGACAGACAAUGCGGACGCGACGGAGCUUGAGAAGAUAGUCGAGAGCCAUGAGGGGCGGACGCUGAACCUGCUGGUCUGGAACAGCAAAAGUCAGCAGACAAGAGUGGUGCCAAUUGUGCCCUCGAGGGACUGGGCUUUGCCACACGCGACUGCUCCGGACCCGCAGGAACCGGAAGCGGAGCGCAAACCCUCGCUGCUCGGCCUGAGCAUGCGCAUGUGCCAGCCAGAGCUCGCCCUCGAUAACGUCUGGCAUGUGUUGGAUGUUCUCGAAGGAAGCCCUGCCGAGAGCGCGGGACUGGUGCCAUACGGAGACUGGAUUAUCGGAUGGUCUGGAGGCGUACUCAGUGCCGAGGGGGACUUCUACGAAGUCGUCGAGAAUCAUAUCGAAAAGCCCCUCCGUGUGUAUGUGUAUUCAUACGACUUCGAUACGAUCCGGGAAGUUGUUCUCGUUCCCAAUCGACACUGGGGCGGAGAAGGGCUGCUAGGAUGCGUCUUUGGCUUUGGCCUGCUUCACCGCAUACCACCAUUGCCUCCGGACAGAGAUUCGGGCUCUAUGCCGCCAGAACUGUCCGAGGAAUAUGAAGGCUACGAAGACCAACAACUCUUCGUGCCUGCUGAUUACCACGGUGAAAGCGAAGUCUCUGAGCAGGACCUGGACGAAGAGGAGCUGCGGUGGCAGCAGGAAGAGUGGAUGCGUCAAUCGUAUGCGAGCGCGAGCAGCUACGAGCAUGUGUCUGCCAAUGGCAAUGAGACCAUUUCUGCGUACGCUGCGCCGGCUGACGAGUUGGAUGAGCAGGAUUUUCUACAGGAACACGCUGGAUAUGAUGUCGAUUCCAGCCACGACCAUGACGAAGAUAAUGCUAUCAAUGACAAUGAUGACGGCGGCGGUAGCGGACCUAGCGAGGAGCAAUCCAUGCCUCCGUCCCCACAGGAACGCCCAAAUUUCGCAGUCGACCAGCAAUCGACUGCUGAGGAACCCCAGGUUAUCCCAAACGACGACAUACCCCAGCCCAGACCCAUCGCCACACGGAACAGCCACACUAUACCAAAGUCCAUUGACAUAGGCGACGUUCCACAAUCGUCACCUCCGGAUGCUCCUGAACCUGACAUUGAUGAUACCGUUGCAAGUACUCCGGUGCCGGUGCAUGUCACGCCUAUGCGGCCAGCCUUUUCUCCAUUCCGCGUCGGCUCGCCUCGCAUUGGCUCGCCACGCCCCUCAACACCGACCCCAAGGGCUGGGUCAUUCUCAUUCAUGCAUGGUGAUUGGUCGCGACCGUCCUGA